AUGACUGAAACGAAAGCUCGCCCACGGAAUUUCAAAAUUCUUCCAGCGACGCCAGAUGACUUCUUAGCCCUGGCCGAGGUAGAAGCUGUCUCCAAUAUAGAAGCAAACCAAACUCCACUAGAGUCAAAUGUCUCAUACAUAAUGUUUAGCCACCCAAGCGAUGUGCAAAUUCAAAAGCGAGCAGAGGGCCUUGAGAAAACCUCAAAAGAAGACCCAGCCAUGAAAUCCUACAAAGCAGUCGUUGAAGACGAGAACGGCCGGGAGAAGAUCGUUGCUUGGGCGCAAUGGGGAUUCUACACCGAAAUCCAACCGAUAAAAGAGUGGGAGAAUAUAGAGUGGUCCCCACCUGCCAAUGGAGAAGCUUGCAAUCAUUGUAUCGGAGCUAUGACGAACAUCAGAAAGAAAUACAUGACCGGCAAGCGGCAUGCAUAUCUGCAGGUACUUGCGACGCUUCCGGAGUACCGUUGCCAAGGGAUUGGGUCAGCCCUUCUCAAAGAUGGGAUCGCUGAAGCUAAGGAGAAAAGAUUGGAUGAUUUCUUUCUCACGGCCUCUGCUGACGGUCACGAUCUCUAUGUGAAAUUUGGAUUCAAGGAUAUCGAACUUGUUGAGAUGGAUAUCAUCCAAUUCGGAGGAGUUGGAAACGCCAAUGUCAUGGCUAUGGGACGAUUUGAUAGUAUUGAGGCGUAA
Messenger RNA from Penicillium angulare, 687 nucleotides. RefSeq lists its product as uncharacterized. The record is from RefSeq and is a predicted model, not a curated record. The transcript is spliced from 2 exons. Gene Ontology annotation, molecular function: acyltransferase activity, transferring groups other than amino-acyl groups. The coding region runs from base 1 to 687 and encodes 228 amino acids. NCBI's taxonomy places the organism in Eukaryota, Fungi, Ascomycota, Eurotiomycetes, Eurotiales, Aspergillaceae.